Trichoderma breve is the source of this 2304-nucleotide messenger RNA. RefSeq lists its product as uncharacterized. Gene Ontology annotation, molecular function: alpha-L-fucosidase activity. Gene Ontology annotation, biological process: carbohydrate metabolic process. The record is from RefSeq and is a predicted model, not a curated record. The coding region runs from base 1 to 2304 and encodes 767 amino acids. NCBI's taxonomy places the organism in Eukaryota, Fungi, Ascomycota, Sordariomycetes, Hypocreales, Hypocreaceae. The transcript is spliced from 11 exons.
AUGAAGGUUGCUGUUGUGGCCGCGUUGGCCAUGAGCCAGACUGGUGUGGCGGCGAGGAAGUUUUGGACCUCAAAGCCGGCUGAUCCGGGGAAUGUGUUGAUGACUGGAUUUACCAUUGGUAACGGGAGACAAGGAGGCUUACCGCUGGGCAUUCCCGGUGACGACUUGCUUUGUCUCAACGAUGAUAGCAUCUGGCGUGGUGGCCCGUUUGCAAACUCGAGCUACACGGGAGGGAACCCUUCAUCAUCUCUGGCUCACUUCUUGCCCGGAAUCCAGCAAGCCAUCUUCCAGAAUGGAACAGGAGAUGAAUCCGCAUUAUAUGGUGGAACGGCAGAUUACGGCUCCUAUGAAGCCCUUGCCAACCUCACAGUCUCCAUUGCGGGAGUCACCAAGUACUCAAAGUACAAGAGAACGCUGGACCUGGAAACAGCAUUGCACAGCGCCGAAUUUACUGCAAACGGAGCUACUUUUUCGACUGUGCAGUUCUGCUCCUUUCCCGACCAAGUCUGUGUCUACCACGUCAGCUCCAACAAACCACUCCCCCAAAUCACCUUUGGCCUGGUCGACAAUUAUCGCACCAACCCGCCGUCGACUGUCAAAUGUUCAUCUAGCGGCAUCUGGUUGAGCGGACGAACUGUGGCCGACGAUGGUGAGGGUCUCAUUGGCAUGAAGAUUGAUGCCCAGGCUCGUGCUCUUCCUUCUGCCGGACUAAAAGCCACAUGUAAAAGUAACGGCCAGACUGUUCUUAGCACAAGGUCUGUAAAGUCGGUCACCAUCGUCGUGGCUUCGGGCACAGAGUACGACGCAACCAAGGGCAAUGCUGCACACAACUACUCCUUCCGAGGAGCUGAUCCGUAUCCUGGUGUUGCAAAGACGAUCAGUGCCGUAUCCAAGAAGAGCUACAACACGAUCCUUCAAAACGUCGACACGAUGGAUUUGAUCACAAACUACUCGACAGAAAAGGGAGAUCCCUUUGUUGAGAAUCUGCUGAUUGAAUAUGGACAGUACAUGUUCAUUGCUUCGUCGCGGCCUGGAUCGCUGCCCCCGAAUCUGCAGGGUUCAUGGGCUCCAGAUGGAAACCCAGCGUGGAGCUCUGAUUACCAUAUCGAUGUCAAUGUGCAGAUGAACCACUGGCAUGUCGAAAAGAUGGGACUGGGUGGCCUGACUGAUCCUCUCUGGGACUUUAUGACCUACACCUGGGUCCCUCGUGGGACAGAGACGGCCAACCUAUGGUACAACGUGAGCGGUUGGGUCGCCUUUACCAAUACCAAUAUCUUUGGCCAUACGGCACAGGAAAACGACGCAACUUGGUCGAAUGUCGCACACGACAUUGCCUGGAUGAUGGCACACGUGUGGGAUCGUUACGACUAUGGCCGCGACAAGAAAUGGUAUGCCUCCGUGGGAUAUCCUCUCAUGAAGGGCGUGGCGAGCUUCUGGGUGGACAUGAUGGUGCCGGACGAAUACUUCAAGGACGGCACCUUGGUUGCCAACCCUUGCAACUCUCCGGAGCAUGGCCCAACGACUUUCGGAUGUGCUCAGUUCCAGCAGGUGGUCUGGGAACUCUUUGACCACAUCAUCAAAGACUGGGAUGCAUCGGGUGAUACUGAUACGGCCUUUUUGAAGAGGGUCAAAGAAUCAUACAGCAAACUUGAUCCGGGCGUCCAUGUUGGAAGCUGGGGCCAGAUCCAAGAAUGGAAGAUGGACAUUGAUACUAAAAACGACACGCAUCGUCACUUGUCUCACCUGUACGGAUUCUACCCCGGCUAUGUCAUCUCCAGUGUCUAUGCAAACAACAAGACUGUCAUGGACGCCGUAGCUACCAGCCUGUACUCUCGCGGAAACGGCACCGAGGACUCCAACACGGGCUGGGAAAAGGUCUGGCGAGGAGCCUGCUGGGGUCAACUUGGUGUCACUGACGAGGCAUACAAAGAGCUCAAGUACACCAUCGACAUGAACUUUGCAGCCAACGGACUGUCGGUGUAUACAACUGGCAGCUGGCCGUAUGAGGUCACUCUGCCCUUCCAGAUCGAUGCCAACUUUGGUCUUUCAGCGAAUGCGCUGGCUAUGCUGUAUACCGAUCUGCCCAAGAAAUGGGGUGACAACAGUGUGCAAAAGGUGAUUCUUGGACCGGCGAUUCCCAAGGAAUGGGCUGGUGGAAGCGUGAAAGGAGGGAGUUUGAGAGGAGGCGGAACGGUCGAUUUUAGCUGGGACGAUGAAGGAGUCGUGAAUCGGGCGGUGGUGCAUGGGAGAAGGUUGCCGCUUGUGGUGGUGAAUAAGAAUGGCAAGGUGCUGGCAAGACACUGA